Lichtheimia ornata is the source of this 3072-nucleotide messenger RNA. RefSeq lists its product as uncharacterized. Gene Ontology annotation, cellular component: cytoplasm; nucleus. Gene Ontology annotation, biological process: peptidyl-serine phosphorylation; peptidyl-threonine phosphorylation. The transcript has 7 exons. Gene Ontology annotation, molecular function: protein serine/threonine kinase activity; ATP binding; protein tyrosine kinase activity. Lineage: Eukaryota; Fungi; Mucoromycota; Mucoromycetes; Mucorales; Lichtheimiaceae. The record is from RefSeq and is a predicted model, not a curated record. The coding region runs from base 1 to 3072 and encodes 1023 amino acids.
AUGGAACCAUCUCGCCAAGCAGCCAGCAAAAGCGACACUCAUGUUACGUUUAGACAAGGAUUCCAAGAUACCAACUAUAUCGGGAUUACGAUUGGGGACCAACAGGACGAAGGUGCCAAAUCAAAGACCAUGAACAAAGGUCCACCUCCACCACCUCCACCACAGCAUAUUGGAACACCUUUAGAUUAUCGACAUUCAUUCAAUGGAUUUUCACAACGAACAAAAACAGCAACGAAUACCAAUCGACAACAACAACAACCUUCAUCAACAACAUCCACAUCAUCGUCAUCUUCAUCCUUGUCUCGGCAUGCAUCCAUUAGUCUGCCUGCGAUCAACACCAAUCUACAUCCACCACCUCAACAACAACAUCACAUACCUUCAUUAUCAGCAACAGCAGCCGCUGGUUCACCCAUGUUAUCGCCCCGUUACCCUGGAACACCCACCUAUCAACAACAACAACAAUCCUCGCCUUUGUAUUCACCCUUAAGAUCAGCACCACCAUUAUCACCCAUCUAUAGGCCAACUUCACCUAUAAAAUCCGGUGCCUUUUGGAAAAUCAAAUCAUCGUCAUCGUCAACAUCAUCAUCAUUAUCAUCGCCGUAUCCAUUUAGUCUCCGUGCCGCAGCAACGACGACGACAAGUAGCAGCAGCAGCAGCAAUAACAAACCCCUGCUAGCCAUGACAAGGAAUCUAAGCUUGACCUAUCAGCAAUGCAAUCAGGGAUUCAAGUACAAUUCAGGUCAUAAUCCACGUCGCGUGCUUACCAAACCGAGCAAACCGGCUGCCAAUGAUGGAUACGACAAUGAGGACUUUGAUUACAUCUUGUAUGUCAAUGAUAUCCUGGGUGGUGCUCAAGGACACAAGUAUGUGAUUUUGGAUGUAUUGGGUGCAGGCACCUUUGGUCAGGUUGUCAAGUGCAAAAACAUCAAGACGCAACAAAUUGUGGCUGUCAAGGUGGUCAAGAACAAGACGGCCUAUUCCAAACAAAGCAUGAUGGAGGUGGCCAUCUUGGAAAUGUUGAACAAUCAAUUUGAUCCAGAGGACCAGCAUCACAUUUUACGAUUGAUGGACACCUUUAUUCAUCACAAACAUCUAUGUUUGGUGUUUGAAUUGCUAUCCGUCAACUUGUAUGAGCUCAUCAAGCAAAAUCAGUUUCGUGGAUUAUCGACCAAUUUGGUUCGGGUGUUUACAGCACAAAUCUUGGAUGCAAUGACCGUGUUGAAUGAAGCAAGGAUCAUUCAUUGUGAUCUGAAACCAGAAAACAUCCUUUUGAAAAACCUCGAAUCACCCACGAUCAAAGUCAUUGAUUUUGGCAGUGCAUGUCAUGAAGCACAAACCAUGUACACGUAUAUCCAAUCUCGCUUUUAUCGGUCUCCCGAAGUCUUGGUCGGACUACCAUAUACGAGUGCGAUUGAUAUGUGGUCUCUGGGUUGCAUCGCUACGGAGCUGUUUCUAGGGUUACCAUUGUUUCCUGGUAGCUCGGAAUAUAACCAAGUAUCUCGUAUUGUGGAAAUGCUUGGCGUGCCGCCGAAUUAUAUGAUUGAGAUGGGGAAGAAUGCACAUCGAUACUUUGAAAGAUACAUUGACGAGAAUGGAGAGAAAAAGUAUCGGCUACGAUCAUUGGAGCAGUAUUCUCGAGAGCAGGGCAAAAUGGAACAACCAUCCAAACGAUACUUUUCUGCGAGGACGUUGCCUGAUCUGAUCAAUAAUUAUCCUAUCAUGAGGAAAGCAUCCAUGACAGCCAAGGAGAUUGAAAAGGAGAAACAAAGUCGACUUGCUUUUAUUGAUUUCCUUCAAGGAUUGCUCAAUUUGAAUCAUUUUGAACGAUGGUCACCGCAACAAGCCAAACAACAUCCAUUCAUCACUGGUGAAGAAUUCACUGGUCCAUUUAAGCCUGCUCCCUACACACCUCGCAAACCAGCUCAUUCCCCCAUCAAGAUUCAUCAUCCACCGCCACCUCCACAACCAUCACAGCAACCUACGCUACCAGUGAUUUUGGAUGAAGCAGCAGCAGCAUCAAGUCCAUACAUGGCACCUAUCUCUGAAUAUGAUCAUCCUCAGAAUAACAGCCAUCGCUUCUUUUCUGGAUCAUCAUCAUCCUCAUCAGCAGCAGCAACAACUGCGUAUUCAUCCAGCCUUCCCAAUUAUUACACUCACAAUUCCAUGUUUUUCCCAAUGCGACAAUCGACGAACGAGAAUCAACCAUCAGCAUCCACUUCUUCUUCCUCCAUACAACCUCCACGGUUACUGCAUCAUCGAGGAUCGUAUAAUGGCAUGUCAUUACCAAGGGUAUUAGAACCACCUGAUGGAUUAGCGACAUGUUAUGAAGGGAUGCCUACGACAACAACAACGACUGCCAGUACGACGACAACUACGAGUAGUAAUAGUAUACAAUCUGGCAUCAUGAUACCACCACCUACGACAACAUCAACAACCACUACUACCACCACCACCUCAGCCUCUGGUAGACCACGUGCCAGUACCCUUGGAUCCAUGCAAGUACCACCCCCCAUUCAAUUAGUCUCUGCUGAUGUGGCUGGAGAAUUACCUCUUUUUACGACCCCACGCAAUCAUCACCAUGCAUACCGACAACAUACCCAACAACAAGACUCGUUAUUUUAUCCCUCCUCUUCCUCCAUCAAACAACAUCCGGUGACAGCAGCAGCAGCAGCUAGUGGUGGUAGUAGUGGUCCUUCAAGUGAUUGGGAUUGCUGGGACAAGGUGGAUUUAGAACGUGAUGGUGAUUGGAAAGAACAAGUUCCUCAUAGCAGGCGAUCUUCGUAUCAUAACAACCACCGGAGGAGUAACAGCAGUAUUCAACUUUCCGAUAUGAUGCCUUCAAGAAGUCAUAGCAUGGUACAUAGUUUGCAUCGUCGCGUUCGAGGACAUCCACCACCGUAUGCACGUCAAGAUCUUGAAUGGGACGGGAUCAUUUCUUCUUCUUUUGAGCCUGCCAUGCAUGGUAAUAGUAGUAGUAGUAGUAGUAAUGCUGCUGCUGCUGCUAGUAAUCGUAGUAGUAGGCAACAAAGAUGGAGUCAACAACAUGAAAAGACUGGAUGGACGAUGGCAUGA